AUGGCACAGCAAAGCACCAAGCCCAAUCAGCUCAAGGAUCUCAAGGCUGAGCUCCGUCUCCGACCUUGUAUUGCUAAGUGGGGUCUUGUUGGUGGUACUUUUGCACUAAGAUGUGUGAUGAAGAAGAAACAUCUCAAGUUUAAACCAGUCAAAGAGCUGUACGAUCAUGGCGAUACCCUUUCGAAAUCCAAGUUAUUUUCCAGAGUUUUCCGUGUUCAGCAUACGGGAAUUAAGGAUCUUAUGCUCUCCUUAGAUUGUGAAGAUUACAAAGCAGAGAUAUUAACGGCCGAUACACAAGCUUCUUAUAUGAAUGGGGUGAUCGUAGCAGAGAUAUUAACGGCCGAUACACAAGCUUCUUAUAUGAAUGGGGUGAUCGUCUUAGACACAAGACAUUUGACCGGAAAGGACAAUGUGAGAAGGAACUUCACCGAGUCAUUCUUUGAUGUUGAUCAAAGUGCACCAGCAGCACCUGGUGCUGGGCGUUCUGUUUUCCUUGAAAGUGGUGUUGAUGAACGUGAUCUAAUUGAGAGAGUUAAAAAGCUGCUAUUGGUCCAUGAUAUUUCUGAUGUUGAAAAGGAGGUCAGGAAAGAAGUAGAUGAAGCUAUUGCAAAGGCUAAGCUAAUUUGUGAUUCCAGGAGAGUCCCUGAUAAUUCUGAUCUUUUUACAAAUAUCUACGUGAAAGGUUAUGGGGUAGAGGCUCCAACGGAAAUGGACAAAGUGCAAGUCCCAAGAGAAGAAGAAAUGGGUUUGGUUGGUUUUUUCAGUUUAUCAGAAUCUUAG
Messenger RNA from Spinacia oleracea (spinach), 780 nucleotides. RefSeq names its product pyruvate dehydrogenase E1 component subunit alpha-1, mitochondrial-like. Gene Ontology annotation, molecular function: mRNA binding. The transcript has 10 exons. NCBI's taxonomy places the organism in Eukaryota, Viridiplantae, Streptophyta, Magnoliopsida, Caryophyllales, Amaranthaceae. The coding region runs from base 1 to 780 and encodes 259 amino acids. Gene Ontology annotation, cellular component: ribonucleoprotein complex; cytosol. The record is from RefSeq and is a predicted model, not a curated record.